Molecule: messenger RNA, 1270 nt
Organism: Brassica oleracea var. oleracea
Lineage: Eukaryota; Viridiplantae; Streptophyta; Magnoliopsida; Brassicales; Brassicaceae
Product: transcription factor bHLH34
Exons: 5
Coding region: 101-1096 (331 amino acids)
Biological process (GO): intracellular iron ion homeostasis; regulation of DNA-templated transcription
Molecular function (GO): protein dimerization activity; DNA-binding transcription factor activity
Source: RefSeq, a predicted model, not a curated record
UUCUCUACACAUACACAGUAUCAUCUGUUUAGGGGAUACAGUUUUGUUGUGCGUCUCUCCUGACUAUUUGCAGAUACUCAAAUUGUGCAUUGAAUCUCUAAUGUAUCAAUCAAACGAAGACGACGACGAUUUCUUCGCUGCCCUUUGCUUCGAUCAAAGCAAUGGAGGUGAAGAUCCUUACGCAUUUAUACAGACAGAACAGGGCAGCCUCUUUCCGGAUUUCGGGUCAUCAUCUGGUGUGAAUCUGCAGCCAGAGCAAGAACAAGUAUGCAACAACAACAUUGGAGAUCAGUUCGGUUCUUUUAGUGGAAACCUUCCUCAAGUCUGUAGCUUUACUGGUGAAAACAACGGUUUAGCAGCUUUUGGUGGAGACUCCAUUGGAUUUGGAUCAUCACAAUUGGAUUUGGGGACAUCUUAUAGUGGACUUUUGCAGCAAGAGCCACAUCAAGUCUGUAGCUUUAGAGGGAGAAACAACGAUUCAGUGCCUCGUGUGGAGACGGAACAGGAGCAAGUUUGCUGCGGUGUAGUGGAAAUCAAUUCUUCAUCAUCUGUUGGAGGUGUUAAGGAAGAGUUGGAGGAAGAAUGCUCAAGAAAGAGGGGACGAACUGGACCAUGUAGCAAGCCAGGAACCAAAGCCUCUCGUGAGAAAAAGAGAAGGGAGAUGCUAAAUGACAAGUUCAUGGAUUUGAGCUCUUUUCUGGAACCUACAAGAACUCCAAAGACGGAUAAACCAGCUAUAAUAGAUGAUGCAAUCCGGGUCGUAAACCAGCUCAGAGGUGAAGCUCAUGAGCUUAAAGAAACCAACCAGAAGCUUCUAGAAGAGAUCAAGUCUCUCAAGGCGGAGAAGAAUGAGCUAAGGGAAGAGAAGCUGGUGCUGAAGGCUGAUAAAGAGAAGAUGGAGCAACAGUUGAAAUCUAUGACAACGGUUCCAUCACCUGGGUUCUUGCCUUCUCAUCCAGCAGCUUUCCAUCAAAACAAAAUGGCCGUUUACGCGAGUUACGGUUACUAUCCAAACAUGCCAAUGAUGCCAUACUUACUGCCACCCUCGCAGCGUGAUACGUCUCAAGAUCAGCAAAACUGCUCUUUUGCUGCUUGAUCUUCUCUAUGUUGGCAUCAUACUAUGAAAAUCACUUUGGAAUUUUUGGUUUCAUGCAGAUGAUUCUUUGUUAUCAGUUUUGCAGUUACCUAUUGGGGGAUAGAGAAUGUUAUGGUUCUUGUUUAGCUUGUUCUUAGGUUCUAUUUUUGAAUAAAAUCUGAGAAUUUUUUUUUU